This is a messenger RNA of Closterium sp. NIES-65, 1593 nucleotides long. Lineage: Eukaryota; Viridiplantae; Streptophyta; Zygnematophyceae; Desmidiales; Closteriaceae. The record is from the annotation of a GenBank genome assembly.
AUGCAUGGGCGAGAGAGCAGCUGCAGCUGUGACGAGCCUGCGGAGCUGCAGCAGGUGGAAGGCGGAGCAGCAGCAGCAGCAAAGAAGAAUGGUGGUGGUGGAUAUGGCAUGGACAGAGCCGACAUGGUGGGUGGAGGAGGCGGAGGGAGUGGAGGCGGGGGAGGAGAGACAGGAAGAGAUGGUGCGACUUCACUUGGUGGUGGUGGGGAGGCAGACGAUCAGAGGGUGUUGGCUCAGCCGCCACUCCAUAUUCUGCAGUCCGUGCGACCCGAACCCCUCAACGGCUACAUCGAGCAGGGCCAAGAGGGGUCGGCUGGCGGUAUGGCGCCUGUGAUCCACGGCAUGCUGCUGGCGCAUCCAACGGCUGAGACGCCUCAGGAGCUGGAGUGGGACGAUCUGAUUGGUCGGAUCGAGGCGGAGAUUGAGAAGCCCCAGGCGAGCUCGUGUGUGGAUGGCGAGUCAUCUUCAAUCGCGAGGCAGGACAGCCAGAUAGUGACCAGUAGCGAGGGAGCCGUCCCUCCCAAUGAUGCUGGCGCUCUCAAACGCGGCAGGCAAGGGCGCGGCGAAGCGGGUGGUGCAGAGGAAGCGACAAGCCAACAGGAGUCACCCUGUGACAAGAUUCUAGGCAUCUCAAGCCAACUCAGCCUCCCUUCUGGCUUCUCUGUGCUUCUGUCUCUCGCCGCGGCCUCCUCCGUGCCAAGCAAUGCAGAGGCAGGCAAGGGCAAGGCGAGGCGGGUGGUGCAGAGGAAGCGGCCGGCCAACAGCACGUCCAAGUUCCGAGGGGUGACGCAUCACUGCCGCACGGGGCGAUGGGAGGCGCACAUCUGGAAGCGGCCGGCCAACAGCACGUCCAAGUUCCGAGGGGUGACACACUACUGCCGCACCGGGCGGUGGGAGGCUCACGUCUGCAGUGAUGCAGAGACAAGAGCACGUUCAGAGGGGUGCCUCACCACUGCCGCACCGGGCGCUGGGAGGCCCACAUCUGCAGUACUGCAGAGGGAGCGGCCGGCCAACAGCACGUCCAAGUUCAGAGGGGUGACACACCACUGCCGCACUGGGCGCUGGGAGGCUCCUCACAUCUGGGAGGAGGGGCGGCAGGUGUAUCUGGGAGGAUUUGAUUCUGAAAAACAGGCAGCGCUGAUGUAUGACAUAGCAGCACUCAAGAUGAGAUUCGGUUCUGAGAAGCAGGCAGCACUGAUGUAUGACAUAGCUGCACUCAAGAUGAGGGGCGAGGACGCACAGACGAACCUACCGCCUGAGGAGUAUACCAAAUACACCAAGGAGAUAGGGAUUGACUCAUCUUCCUCUUCGUCCAUCCUUCCCCUAUCCCAUCACCCCUCUUACCGAACCCCACCAGAGGCCGUUCCCAAAGAGGAGCUGAUUCUGCUGCUGCGGCGGCACAGCAAGGGCUUUGCUCGAGGGACGUCCAAGUACCGAGGGGUGACCAAACACCAGAAGGGUCGGUGGGAGGCGAGGAUUGGCCACGUGGAGGGCAAGCGAUAUGACUACCUGGGGCUGUUUGGUCACCCCUUUUCCCCGUUUCUCUCCCAUCCCGUCUCCCUCGUUCCCAGGGUCGGUGGGAGGCGAGGAUAG